Molecule: messenger RNA, 1233 nt
Organism: Mugil cephalus (flathead mullet)
Lineage: Eukaryota; Metazoa; Chordata; Actinopteri; Mugiliformes; Mugilidae
Gene: dand5
Product: DAN domain family, member 5
Exons: 2
Coding region: 306-1067 (253 amino acids)
Biological process (GO): determination of heart left/right asymmetry
Source: RefSeq, a predicted model, not a curated record
UCUGGCAACCAUCCACGACCUGGACUUUUAAGCUUGGUGUGAUGUCUGGUCUGGUGUGGGAAUUGCGACACCUUCUUUGCAUUAAAACGCAGGUGAGAACUGGCAGCCAACUACAUAAAAAGACUCCUUCCAACAUGUUGGCAAAGCACUGACAGCAAGGUUGCCAUUUGGAACCUUGGACCACAAGCCACCGGAUUUUUUUAUUAUUUUGUUUUAAUUUGUGUUUGGUUAAUUUGCAUUUUUUUAAAAAUAACUUUCUAGCAUCAAUUCAAAUAAUUACAUAAUUUCAGGUUAUUUGGUUAAGCAUGGCUUUUCUCAUCAACGUCAUCUUUUUUUCAAGCUUGACAUCUGCCGUUGUUUCUUUGCCACACAAUGCUUUUGUGAAAGGGUCAAAGGUUGAAUUUGAGUCAUCUGGCAAUGGACCAGAUGAGCCUGUCCAGGGAAUAGUGAAGGUUGUACAGCUGGACCCCCGCGCGCUGGUCCAGUCAGGGUUCUUGAGAAGAGGACUGACCCCCAGAAGAAGCCUCUUCCACAGCUCCAGAUUGCCCUUCCCUGCCUUCCUUUCUCGAGGCCGUCUGGGUUCAGCUCACAAGGCACCUGUAAGCCCACUACAAAUCCUGCAUCCUAAAAAACCCUCUGAGAUGGAACUGAAUAAGAAGCAAGGACUGCAGAUGUGGCAGAGAGCCAUAGAUAAGGGAGGCAAGAUGACCCUUCCAGUCAACCUAAAGGACACUAAACAGACAUGCAAUGCAGUACCUUUCACUCAGCACGUGACAGUAGAUGGAUGUGAAACAGUAACAGUGCACAACAAGCUGUGUUUCGGCCAGUGCAGCUCCCUCUUCGUGCCGUCUGAAGGGGAGCUCACUGAGCUAGGUCCUGGAAUGGGUGCCUUCAACCGCCGGUCCCACUGCUCCCGCUGCGUCCCAUUCAAAGCUCACACCGUCACUGUGCCUCUGCACUGUGGAGCCAAUGUCCGGGAGAAGCGAGUGAUGGUGGUAGAGGAUUGCAAGUGUGAGACAAGCCAAGAGGAAAGAAGUGCUGAGGCUGCAGUUUAUACUCACCUGUGACAGGGUAUAAUCAAUACAAAGCCUUUUGCAACAGUUAUUGUAAUCAAUAUUAUUAUUGUGCGUUUAUCUAUUUGUGAGUCUGAAUGUGUUAUUCAGGGAAACUAAUUCUGGUGGAUUAUUCCAUCUCCGAUUGUUGACAAAUUGACCUGUGUUUUGGUCAUGCAAU